AUGAAACCCUUAUCGUCUCUCCUGCUCAGCGCCGCGCUCUCAGCGGCAGCUCCUCCGCACCCCGCAUCUCCGCAGGCGCCUCUAGCAGAUAUCCCCAGCAUCGUGGGAGAGACUCGGACAGAGUUCAGCCAAAACUCUCUGGACAACGUGGUAAAUGCCUCGCCUCUACUCUCGUUCCAUCGAGACCUCGUCUCAAUCGAGUCAAUCUCCGGAAACGAGGGCGCAGCGGGCGCCUUUGUGGCUGAUUUCCUGGAAUCCCACAACUUCACCGUGAUCAAGCAGCCCGUCACCACGGAGUCGGAUGCACGCUUCAACAUCUUCGCAUUCCCCAAGUCCCAAUCCCAUUCCCUGGAUGAGUUGCACCCGAGCCACGGCCCCAGAUCCUCCUCACCAGCCACAUUGACACCGAACAUCCUCAUCGCCGGCCGCGGUACCGUAGACGCCAAAGGCAGCGUCGCGGCCCAGAUCUUCGCCGCGCUCGACACUCUCGCUGCCCAGCCCUCCGCCCCCCUGGGCCUCCUCUUCGUCGUCGGCGAGGAAACCGGCGGCGACGGCAUGAAGGCCUUCUCGCAGUCUGCAGACCUCAACCCUUCCCCAAGCCGCUUCCACACCGUCAUCUUCGGCGAACCCACCGAGCUGGCCCUCGUCGCCGGCCACAAGGGCAUGCUGGGCUUCGAGGUCGCCGCACACGGCCGCGCCGCUCACUCCGGGUAUCCCUGGCUAGGCGAGAGCGCCAUCUCCGCCAUCCUGCCGGCGCUGGCGCGCGUGGAUCAGCUGGGUGAUAUCCCCGCGAGCGAGGGCGGCCUGCCCGCCAGCGACAAGUACGGUCGCACGACGGUCAACAUCGGGCAGAUGGAGGGCGGCGUCGCGGUGAACGUGGUGCCGAGCGAGGCACGCGCUGGCGUCGCCGUGCGGCUGGCGGCGGGGACGGACGACGAGGCGCGCGAGAUUGUCCUCAAGGCUGUCCGGGACGCGACGGGCGGCGAUGACCGCGUGGUUGUCAAUUUCAGUCUGGAGGGAUAUGGCCCGCAGGAUUUGGAUACAGAUGUGGCCGGGUUCAACGUCACUACCGUCAACUACGGGACGGACGUGCCGAACCUGCAGCUCCAUGCCCGUCCGGACGGCAAGGUCAAGCGGUACCUCUAUGGACCGGGGACUAUCCACGUUGCGCACGGCGAUAACGAAGCGUUGACCGUUGCGCAGCUGGAGGAGGCCGUGCGCGGGUAUAAGAAACUGAUUCAGGCGGCGCUGGACCGGUCGACCUCGUAGACUAGAAAGAGUGGUAGAAACAGCCUCGUUACUGCAUUAUGCUAUUUCGAAAACA
Messenger RNA from Aspergillus novofumigatus IBT 16806, 1324 nucleotides. RefSeq names its product M20 family metallopeptidase. Gene Ontology annotation, biological process: proteolysis. The record is from RefSeq and is a predicted model, not a curated record. Lineage: Eukaryota; Fungi; Ascomycota; Eurotiomycetes; Eurotiales; Aspergillaceae. The transcript is spliced from 2 exons. Gene Ontology annotation, molecular function: hydrolase activity. The coding region runs from base 1 to 1269 and encodes 422 amino acids.